Molecule: messenger RNA, 312 nt
Organism: Staurois parvus
Lineage: Eukaryota; Metazoa; Chordata; Amphibia; Anura; Ranidae
Source: the annotation of a GenBank genome assembly
UGCCACCUGCCAGUGCCCAUCAGUGCCACAUUUCAGUGUCUGCCAGUCAGUGCCACCUAUCAAUGCCAGUCAGUGCCACCUAUCAGUGCCAGUCAGUGGCGCCUAUCAGUGUGCAUCAGUGCUGCCUAUCAGUGCCCGUCUGUUCCACCUAACAGUGCCAGUCAGUGCCACCUAUCAGUGCCAUACAUGAGUGGUGCCUUUCAGUGCCCAUCAGUGAUGCCUGUCAAUGCCCAUCAGUGCCACUACCUACCAGUGCCUCCUCAUCAGUGCCCAUCAGUGCCACCUAUCAGUGUCCAUCAGUGCAGCCUAUCA